Molecule: messenger RNA, 2756 nt
Organism: Mustela lutreola (European mink)
Lineage: Eukaryota; Metazoa; Chordata; Mammalia; Carnivora; Mustelidae
Gene: DNAI4
Product: dynein axonemal intermediate chain 4
Exons: 17
Coding region: 149-2578 (809 amino acids)
Biological process (GO): cilium movement
Cellular component (GO): axonemal dynein complex
Molecular function (GO): dynein light chain binding; dynein heavy chain binding
Source: RefSeq, a predicted model, not a curated record
UGUUGAGCCGGGGCUCCUCUGUCUCCAUGACGCCCGGCAAACAUUCCCGAGCCUCAGCCGGAACCGCUAACGCCGGGGGCUGGGGUACCGGUACUCCAGAAGCAGCUAGGGAAGGGGGUGGCCGACCACUCCACAGCCUGUCGCCACCAUGCCCGUCUCUCCAGUAAACAGCCGCAAGCAGCAGAACCUCUGGUUGAGCGUUGGCCCACAGCCAAAGAAAUCUAUUAGCUUUACUAACACAGGAAAAGGAGGGCAAACAAAAGGAUAUCUUGGUGCAAACCAAAGCAGAAUGGCAAUGUCAAAAACCUUGAUGGUUCUACCUGAGAUAAAAACAGAAAAAAUGAAUAUACCUACUGUAAAGACACCCAUACAGGUAAUUAAUGCACUUGGAGUUGAUGUUACUCCCCGACCUCUUUACCAACAAGACCCAAAUAUGGGAACAGCAAAGCCAAAUAAACUAUUUACAUCACAAGAAGGAUCAUAUGGAUCAGAAUAUAUAUCCUCCUAUAGCCUGUAUCAGAAUACAAUAAAUCCUAGUAUGUUAGGGCAGUUUACAAGGUCAGUUUUAGGAAGUAGCACAGUUUCUAAAUCAAGUGUAUCUACUACUGACUCAAUAGCAGAAGACCUCGAAGAACCAUCCUACAGACGGGAAAAACUGACUAGUUUUACAGAUUUACGAGUUGUGAGGGCAACACCUGAAAAAAUUGUAACAAAAGAAGACCUACAGAAGACUAUAGAGAUAAUACUCACAGAGACAGAAACACUGAGGUUUUUUAACCUACCAACAGUCAUGGUUUCUGUGGAAUCUGAAGAAGCUGCGAAGGUCACUCGGAGAAACAGGACUUAUGAGACCCUUUGUAAAAAUAGAUUAGGCAAUGACUUAUAUGUUGAAAGGAUGAUGCAGACUAUUAAUGGAGCUCCAAAGAAUAAAGAGGUUCAAUGUGACAAAAUCGUAAAGGAAGACAAAGGUAUAAUGUCCAGUACUUGGGAUUUAUAUGAUUCUUAUAAUGCUAUGGAACUUUCAUCUUUACCAACAAAACAAUCUAUGCUUGAAUCAAAUACUAAAGCAAGUAUAGUUUCUAAAGAUCAUGAGCCAAGAAUACCAGGGAGUACUAUAGAAAAAAACAGUGAAGCUAGUUCUUUAAUGGAUAUAGAAAAUGUACUUCUGACUAAAAUCCAUGAUGAUGAAGAGGAUCGCUCAGAGUCAAUAAUGAAAUCUGACAAGUUUCGUCAGGAUUUAUUUUUUAUGGAACGAGUUCUAAUGGAAAAUUUAUUUCAGCCCAAACUUGCAGCUUAUCGUCAGCUUCCUGUUUUAAAAGAACCAGAACCUGAAGAACCUGAAGACUUUCUAGAAGGUGAAAAACUUGAACAAGAGACAGAGGAAGAGGUUAAGAAGGAAGAGGAAGAAGAAAUAGAAAUAAGUACAGAACAGUCAACAAUACCAGCCAAUUUGGAACGACUUUGGUCCUUUUCCUGUGACUUAACCAAAGGUCUUAAUGUGAGCAGCCUUGCCUGGAAUAAAACAAAUCCUGACCUUUUGGCUGUUGGCUAUGGGCACUUUGGAUUUAAAGAGCAAAAAAGAGGAUUGGCUUGCUGCUGGUCAAUAAAGAAUCCUAUGUGGCCAGAACGCAUUUAUCAGAGUCCAUAUGGAGUUACUGCUGUGGAUUUCUCAAUUGGAGCACCUAAUCUCCUAGCAGUUGGCUAUCACAAUGGCAACAUUGCCAUUUAUAAUGUACAGAGCAACAGUAAUGUUCCAGUUCUGGAUAGUAGUGAAUCACCUCAAAAACAUUUGGGACCUGUAUGGCAACUACAGUGGAUAGAACAAGAUCGAGGCACAACAGGUGACGACAAAAGAGAAAUACUCGUUUCUAUAUCAGCAGAUGGAAGAAUCUCGAAAUGGGUGAUACGGAAAGGACUAGACUGUCAUGAUUUGAUGCGUUUGAGGCGAACUACUACUAGCAACAGCAAAAGGGGAGGGGAAAAGGAAAAAAAAGGUGAAGCUCUGAUAUCUCGACAGGCUCCCGGAAUGUGUUUUGCUUUUCAUCCUAAGGAUACAAAUAUCUAUUUGGCUGGCACUGAAGAAGGUCAUAUUCACAAAUGUUCCUGUUCGUAUAAUGAGCAAUACCUAGAUACCUACAGAGGACAUAAGGGCCCAGUGUAUAAAAUAGCAUGGAACCCAUUUUGUCAUGAUGUGUUCUUAAGCUGUUCUGCAGAUUGGGGUGUUAUUAUAUGGCAACAGGAGAGCACCACACCCUUUUUGAGCUUUUAUCCAACCACUUAUGUUGUUUACGAUGUUGCCUGGUCUCCAAAAUCCUCCUAUAUAUUUGCAGCUGCAAAUGAGAGUAGAGUGGAGAUUUGGGACCUUCACGUCAGCACUUUGGAUCCUCUCAUUGUGAAUGUUGCUAACCCUGGAAUCAAGUUCACAACUGUUCUCUUUGCCAAACAAACAGAUUGCCUUCUAGUGGGCGACAGUGAUGGACAGGUUGCUGUGUAUGAACUAAGAAAUAUGCCCACUACUUUGGAUUCUGGCCGGGGAGAUAUAAUAAAUACUUUGCUUGGACCCAAGCCAAACAGAUAAGGAUAAUUCAUCAUUACUAAUAUUUUCUCUUGUUGCCAUUUAAAGAAAAAGAAACAGUGUUUCAUGUCCCAUUAUCCAAUUUGUAUGCAGUAAACUGGGAUUUUGAUGUUAGAAAAUGAUAUUUUAUGUCUAACCUCUAUUACAACUUAACAUAAAUUUAAUAAACUUUUAUUUCAGA